This is a messenger RNA of Monomorium pharaonis (pharaoh ant), 780 nucleotides long. RefSeq lists its product as uncharacterized. Lineage: Eukaryota; Metazoa; Arthropoda; Insecta; Hymenoptera; Formicidae. The transcript has 3 exons. Bases 238 to 591 code for a protein of 117 amino acids. The record is from RefSeq and is a predicted model, not a curated record.
AUACGCUUAUGUUAAUACGUAACACGUCACGUUUAAUUGAUAAAUUUAACCGCUUUUAAUCUUCCUUCUUCUUCUUAUCUACUUGCUAUCGACACGUACGAAAACACGUUUUGGUUCGUGCAGAAAUCUUCUAAAGAUCACGAUGUCAUGAAUAAGGCAAAAGUGAUAUAAAAGUCAUGGUUUUUAAAAUUAUUAUUGGUUCUUUCUGCUUGCUCCGUUAGCAAAAAAAAAAGUGAGAUGAAGUGUUACGUCUGCGCGAUUUUGCUGCUCAUGUGCGGUCUAGUUCACUUUGCUUUGCAAAGUUCAAUACAAGUAUCAGGUCAUUGCCAAUUUGGAUCUCAGAUUUUUCCUGUAGGCCGACAUUCAGUUUUUCCGUGUAUGGAAAUAAUUUGUCAUAUGGAUGGUCAAGUAUCUCUGUUCAAAUGCCCUACAUUAAAGUGUGAAGUACCAGCCGUCAAUAGAGUUGUUGGUUAUACAGACAUGAAUUUGAACCUAAUAUUUCCAGAAUGUUGUCCAAAACCUGUUUGUCAGUUAGAUCAAGAACUUUAUAAACAGAUUGCCGAAGAUCAAUUCCACAAGUUACAGAAGUAAUACUCGCAUAAUGCGAAAAUGUAUUCUUAACUUGGAAAUAUUGUUACAAAUUAAUAUUAAUUAAUAAAAUUAUUAUUAUUGUUUCCCAUUGUUGUAUCACUUGUCCAUUAUUUUUUUAAAUUGGAUAAAGAAUUACGCUUUAUUUCACGAAUAAAAUUAAUUCUCACUAAUGCUCAAAAUUUAAAAAAA